Molecule: messenger RNA, 534 nt
Organism: Phytophthora sojae
Lineage: Eukaryota; Oomycota; Peronosporomycetes; Peronosporales; Peronosporaceae
Exons: 1
Source: RefSeq, a predicted model, not a curated record
GAAGGCGUAGUAUUUUACGCACAUCCGAGCCUUCAUCAGUAUCCUUGGACUGUGGAGGAGAGAAUCAAGAACAAACAUGUAUCAAAGGGGCUCAAACGGCAAGCCUUCGAACGAUUUCGGACAGAAUUGCGAGGCGGUAUUGGCGUGGUCAUAGAGAGACUGAAGACGCAGGCGAAACAAGACCAGUGGCAACGUGGGCUUCAGCAACAACGACCCAAGCAGUUAUGGAGCUAUGACCAUUCCCUAACUCCCUACCAAGUGUGGACGGUGUACAGAAUGGCCCUCAGACAGCUAAACCUGUUCUUUGAAGGGAGACAACACAGCAAUUCAUGCAGGAAAACAAGCGCGUGUACCCAAGAAAAGGAAACCCAGAGUCACAUUUUCUGGGAAUGUCCGUGCGCGGUGGCAUGCUGGAAAUGGCUAGCUAGACACUGGGGUGGCGCUGACGUGACCGACAGUGGCCUCCUCGGGUACCGAGAGUACUGUGGAGCACGGCAAGCUCCCCCGAUUCCGGACUCACUGAAGAGGAGAGUG